AAGAGACAGAAAUUAGUAUGCGCGUGUGCCCUACUGGGUCAAUACGCCAUGGCGGCUUCGGUGGUGCCACACACGCCGAUGCAAACAACAAACGCCACUGAUCUUGGCGUGGAAUUUGUGCCACUGGAGGCAUCCACCACCGAGAAGGGGCACAAAGGUGCCGACGCCGCAAAACGACCUGACAAGCGUAUUGAAGACGCCGCUUUUUGGCAUGAAAUCGGUAUGAAACAGCUUCGAAAAGCUAUGAACGUUGCCAAAAAAUCAGGUGAAUCGGCGCGGAAAGCCAAAAAUAUAAUUGUGUUCGUUGGCGAUGGCAUGGGACUAACAACAAUAACUGCUGGACGCAUUUUCAAAGGACAAUAUUUGAAGCACGGCUUAGGUGAAGAGGAAAUGUUGGCCUUCGAUGAGUUUCCUUACACCGGUUUGGCUAAGACCUACAAUGUGGACAAACAAGUACCGGAUUCUGCUGGCACUGCAACAGCGAUGUUUUGUGGUAUCAAAACGGACUAUGGCGCCAUUGGUAUGGAUAUGCGACGUUCUAAGGUGGAUGCCAACCAGGGUCGAUUGAAGUCUAUAAUGGACUGGGCACAAACGGAGGGCAAACGUACUGGCAUCGUAACUACAACACGCAUAACACACGCCACACCGGCAUCUACGUACGCACGCAUCUACCAUCGUGACUGGGAGUGCGACACUAAGGUGCCCGCCGAAUCCGUUGGAAAGCAUGUCGAUAUAGCGCGGCAAUUGGUGGAAAAUGCGCCWGGUAAUAAGUUUAAUGUGAUAAUGGGUGGUGGUCUUUCGCCAAUGGGUGCUUUACGCGCAAAUGAGCCGAACACUGUGCGCUUCCAAGGCGAUACCGAAGAAGUGUGUACACGUGGUGAUGGUCGCAACCUUGUUGAGGACUGGCUGAAACUUGGCAAAAAUGAAUCACGCGUAUUUGUGCAGUCACAAGCGGAGUUAAGUAAGAUAAACUUUGAGAAAACGGAUCACUUGUUGGGUCUCUUCCGGAACAACCACAUCACUUACUCCAUUGCACGGCAAGAAGGUGAACCCUCUCUAAAGGAAAUGACAGAGGCGGCCAUACGCGUGUUACAGCGUGCAGAUAAUCCUAAGGGCUUUAUGCUGAUGGUGGAAGGUGGGCGAAUCGAUCAAGCGCAUCAUCAGAACUACGCACGCGCAGCUAUGCGUGAGGURCUAGAGUUCGAUAUGGCGGUCCAAGCAGCGUUGGAUCUCACCGACGAUGAGGAAACUUUAAUUCUAGUAACUGCUGACCAUUCACACUCGGUCACACUGAAUGGCUACCCAAAGCGUGGAGCUGACAUUCUCGGUUUUGCCAACAAGACCACCGAACGUGUAGUAUACGAGACAAUAUCUUAUGCCAAUGGUCCAGGAUAUUACGAUCAUUUAGCGAACGAUAGCGUUGGUGCAUUAGGCGCUGAAGUUUGGCUGCCACUUGAGAAAUUCACAGCUCUGCAACGCAUGUCGCCCACAUAUCGUCAUCGUGCCACUUUGCCGUUGGAUGACGAGACCCAUGGUGGUGAGGAUGUUAUAGUGUUUGCAAAUGGACCCGGAGCUAAUAUGAUUCGUGGCGUUUUCGAGCAGAAUUAUCUAGCAUACGUCAUGAGUUAUGCCGGUUGCAUGGGCCCUGCUAAAGAUGUGGACGAUAGCUGUAGAACGGUACUGAAACAUAGCACAAGUGGCUCGAGCCAAGUGGCCCAACAUAGUUUCCUACUUUUGUUUACAUUAUUUUUGUUGAGAUCAUUUUAUUCCUAAAGCAAAUUAAAUAAAUAAAGUUGUUAUUAGUGAUUUACUGUUAAUGAUUUACUGUUAUUCUGAAAUAUACAUCCACCCAUACACAUCCCCAUCGACAAAUUGGACUAACCUUGUUAUAUUCUUUUCCAGAUAUCAUAAGUCUAAUUUAAGGUAAUCGUUUUUAGGUGAAAAAUACAUAAAUAAAAGUUGAUAAUAUUAGAGUGUAA
Molecule: messenger RNA, 1979 nt
Organism: Bactrocera latifrons
Lineage: Eukaryota; Metazoa; Arthropoda; Insecta; Diptera; Tephritidae
Gene: Alp4
Product: alkaline phosphatase 4
Exons: 4
Coding region: 49-1773 (574 amino acids)
Biological process (GO): dephosphorylation
Molecular function (GO): alkaline phosphatase activity
Source: RefSeq, a predicted model, not a curated record